GCUUACAAGGGGGGCCAACUAGUUUGAUGGAAACGUUUUAAAGGUUUCGGAACUAUCAAUAUUUGGCCGAUACUUGUAUUUUUUUCGUUUCGUUAUUUAAAUUUGAGUCAGUUUCACGAUGAUGAAAGGUGGUCUCGGCGGCGGUUCAAAGAAAGAAGGAAAAAUGCGAAUUCGUGCAUUCCCUAUGACGAUGGACGAGAGGUAUGUGGAAAAUAUUUGGAGUUUACUGAAGAAUGCCAUUCAAGAAAUUCAGAAGAAGAAUAACUCUGGUCUCAGUUUUGAAGAACUUUACCGAAAUGCAUACACAAUGGUUCUACACAAACAUGGAGAGAGAUUGUACAAUGGCCUUAGAGAAGUUGUUACUCAUCAUUUAGAAUCUAAAGUUCGUCAAGAUGUGCUGGCUUCCUUAAACAACAAUUUCCUUCACAUUCUAAAUCAAGCAUGGAGUGAUCAUCAAACAUCUAUGGUUAUGAUUCGUGACAUCCUCAUGUACAUGGACAGAGUUUAUGUUCAACAAAAUAAUGUUGAUAAUGUUUACAAUCUUGGAUUGAUAAUUUUUCGUGAUCAAGUUGUUCGUUAUGGAGGCAUUCGUGACCAUUUAAGGCAUAUUCUUUUGGAAAUGGUUGUCAGAGAGCGUAAAGGAGAAGUUGCAGAUAAGCUUUCUGUUAGAGCAGCUUGUCAAAUGCUCAUGGUGCUGGGUAUAGACAGUCGAGCUGUCUAUGAAGAGGAUUUUGAAAGACCUUUUCUUUCUCAAUCUGCAGAAUUCUACAGGUCUGAGAGUCAGCGGUUUUUAGGAGAGAAUUCAGCUUCAGUUUACAUAAAGAAAGUCGAGGCGCGCAUUAAUGAAGAAUCGGAAAGAGCCAAACAUUAUUUGGAUGAGUCGACCGAGCAGCGUAUUGUUGCAGUAGUUGAAGAGGAACUUAUACAGAAACACAUGAAAACGAUUGUUGAGAUGGAAAAUUCUGGUGUAGUACACAUGUUAAAAUGUCAGAAAACUGACGACUUACACUGCAUGUACAAGUUGUUGGGUCGUGUAGCGGAUGGUUUGCGAACCAUGGCUAGUUGUGUCAGCGCGCAUUUACGAGAAGAAGGCAAAGCACUGGUUAAUGUCGACGAAUCCGGUGCCAAUGCAUUGAAUUUUGUCCAGAGUCUAUUAGAUCUUAAGGAUCGCUAUGAUACAUUUCUGGGAAAAUCCUUCGUAAACGAUCCAAUCUUUAAGAAAAUGAUCUCUUCAGAUUUUGAAUAUUUUCUUAAUUUGAAUUUGAAAUCUCCCGAAUAUCUAUCACUCUUUAUCGAUGACAAGCUCAAGAAGGGCGUUAAAGGAAUGACAGAGCAGGACAUAGAACUGGUGCUCGACAAAACCAUGGUUUUGUUCCGUUUUCUCCAGGAAAAGGAUAUUUUCGAGCGUUAUUAUAAACAACAUUUGGCCAAGCGCCUGCUGCUGAACAAAUCUGUUAGCGAUGAUAGCGAGAAGAACAUGAUUUCUAAGCUGAAGACUGAAUGUGGGUGUCAAUUUACCUCGAAAUUAGAGGGCAUGUUCAAGGAUAUGUCUAUCUCCAACAUGCUCAUGGAAGACUUCAAAAAUCACAUUCAAACUUCUGGGACCUCCCUUUACGGAGUGGACUUGAGUGUUCGCGUACUAACAACUGGAUUCUGGCCAACACAAUCGUCAGCUACUUGUACACUACCAUUGGCACCACGCAACGCUUUUGAGGUCUUUCGUCGAUUUUAUUUAGCAAAGCACAGUGGGCGACAGUUGACGCUACAACCCGCUCUAGGGUCGGCUGAUCUGAGCGCAAUCUUUUAUGGACCUAGACGAGAGGAGUCUGAGACAAAAGAAAAAGCUGAUGGCCCCAGCUCGUCAACACCCUCGGCAUCAGCUAAUGGACCGCGAAAACACAUAAUCUCCGUUUCAACCUAUCAGAUGUGUAUUCUUAUGCUGUUUAACACCCGAGAUAGGCUAACUUACGAAGAUAUCAUGAAUGAAACUGACGUUCCGAAAAAAGAUCUGGAUCGUGCAUUGCAAUCGCUUGCGAUGGGCAAACCGACUCAACGCGUUCUUGUCAAAAGUCCCAAGGGUAAAGACAUCCUCCCGAGUUCUAUCUUUGCCGUCAACGAUAGUUUCACGUCAAAACUCCACAGAGUGAAGAUCCAGACAGUCGCAGCCAAGGGAGAAUCAGAGCCUGAAAGAAAAGAGACGCGUUCCAAGGUCGACGAAGACCGAAAACACGAAAUUGAAGCAGCCAUUGUACGCAUUAUGAAAGCAAGAAAAUCUAUGCAGCACAACUUGUUGGUAAGCGAAGUUACUGAACAAUUGAAAAGCCGGUUUCUGCCUUCGCCAGUUAUCAUUAAGAAACGAAUUGAAGGCUUAAUUGAACGUGAAUACUUGGCUCGCACUCCUGAGGACAGGAAAGUGUAUACAUAUGUGGCCUAGUUCAAUUCGAGUUUGCUUCCUUAAAAUUAAACUGGUUUUCCCAAUUGCCUAACUGAAUUUUCGAUAAGACAUUGGUUUGCUGCGCGAUGAUUUUUGUAAAUAAAGUUUUUCGCUAUUGGAAAAACAUGUCUUGUACUCUUGUCCUCAAGUUAAGUUUCAAUAAGAACUAUGAACCAACUUUAAAAUUGGAUGAAUGAAUACAACAUAACUUAACGUUUGA
This is a messenger RNA of Daphnia pulicaria, 2654 nucleotides long. It is a transcript of the gene Cul3, whose product is annotated as cullin-3-A-like. The coding region runs from base 119 to 2434 and encodes 771 amino acids. The transcript has 14 exons. Gene Ontology annotation, cellular component: Cul3-RING ubiquitin ligase complex. Gene Ontology annotation, molecular function: ubiquitin protein ligase binding. The record is from RefSeq and is a predicted model, not a curated record. NCBI's taxonomy places the organism in Eukaryota, Metazoa, Arthropoda, Branchiopoda, Diplostraca, Daphniidae. Gene Ontology annotation, biological process: protein ubiquitination; ubiquitin-dependent protein catabolic process.